Molecule: messenger RNA, 2511 nt
Organism: Kockovaella imperatae
Lineage: Eukaryota; Fungi; Basidiomycota; Tremellomycetes; Tremellales; Cuniculitremaceae
Exons: 11
Coding region: 1-2511 (836 amino acids)
Biological process (GO): stabilization of membrane potential; potassium ion transmembrane transport
Cellular component (GO): membrane
Molecular function (GO): potassium ion leak channel activity
Source: RefSeq, a predicted model, not a curated record
AUGAAAGAUAACGAUGCCCUUGCGGAACUCAAUGCCGAUCAAAACAAGUGGUUGGACCGUCACCUUUCGCCAGAUGGGAGAAUCCGCUCAUUCGCAAAGUAUUGUCCAUUGAUCGCGGCCACUUUUGCUCCCUUUUCAACAUUGAUGGAUAUUCCGGCGUUGAGCGAGAGGUGGUACUACAUAGAUGGGCAGAUCCAGCCGGACUAUAAAGCCUGUAUCGCUCUCUCCGCACUUGGACUAGGCCUAAACCUCAUAGCAAACGUGCUUCUCUUGAUCAGAUUCUCGGCUUCGAAACCAGGAUGGUCCAGGUACUCAACCUUGUUCUCAACCUUUCUAUGGAUAGGAAAGACGGCGGUAGCUCUGCUCAACUUGGCUAUCUUUGGAGCCUUGAUCACGCGAAAGCCCGGAUAUUCAUUCAGCGAAGGAUUUUGGUGUGCAGUUGUGUCGGUAAUCGUGGCAGGCACCAUCUCGCUGGCUUUGCUCCUGCACUUUCUUCUCGGGUACGACAUCAGAGAGGAGGAGAACCCUUUAGAUGUCGUCGACGUCCGUGCUGAAGGCCGAAAGUUCAUGCUAUCCGUGACUGUCUUCAUGGUCGUUCUGGGAUUCCAGUCACUCGCAUUUUCGAGGAUAGAGCAUUGGAGUUAUUCCGAUGCGAUCUACUUUUCCACCCAAACCGCCUUGACAAUCGGCUAUGGAGACUUAGUGCCUACAACGACAGCGGGCAAGGUCCUCGUCUUCAUCUUCUCCGUCCUGACGAUCUCUCAACUGGGUAACGAGAUUGCCUUGAUCAUCAGCUUCAUGCAAUCCCGUGCAGAAGUCCGAAGAGAGAAAUGGCGGAAGAAAUACGAAGAGGCCAUGCAUCGUGAGGCCAACUUGUUGAGGCCCAAGGCGACAUUGCUGGAAGAAAUGUCAUUGAUCUACGAGAUCAACUCCAGGGAGGAGUUGAUGAAUCAGAUUGUGGAUCUCAUGUGGAGCGCGAUCUCACUGGUCAUCUUCUGGGUUGCAGGUGCUGCCAUUUUUAAUGGACUCGAAGGCUGGGGCUAUGGCAACGCCGUUUACGCAGUCAUGGUCCUCUCGCUGACAAUCGGAUUUGGCGACUACACGCCGACCACUCCAGCUGGUCGUAUAGUCUUUGUGGUCUACGCGCUAAUGGCCGUACCCAUUGUCACAUCGUUUGCUGUCCAAACCAUCACUGGUCUACUCAGUACAUACUCAAACCGAGGCGAAAUUCGCGAUCGGUUCCGACGCGAUCGACAGCGAAACCCUCAAGCUUUUAUGGCCCACUCAGACUUCAUCCUCCACGCGCACGAAUCUUAUGCUGAAAUGCGCGUUCGCCUACUAGGAGAAAAGAUCGAAGCGGAAAAGGUGGAUCCCACGUAUCAUGAGCGAAAGUCUCGCAUGAUGGGCCAAGCUUCAUCGGAAUCCGAACCUCCUAGCGCAGAAUCAUCGAGCUCGCAGACGGUCGUCACCGCAAGUGAGGCCGACACUCGGAAACAGAGACCGCACAUCAAGACUGAGGGCUUGGGCGCCGUAUCUUCUCCUAUGAUUCCGGUGAUGAAAGCUCAUGCGAGACAUCAAACAAAGCACACUGACAAUGGAAAGAGGAAGCAGUUGGAUCAUCAUACCUCUGCGCCUUUGUUGCAUCCCGGGUCAUGGCGAGACAUCAUGAAGGAGGAGAAGGAUCGUAUAGAGGAACAUUGGCCGGACAAACCUCUGAACGAGAUUGAGAACAUGGUCCAAAAGGCUCACAGGGAUGUCGAGGCCAUUAUAUCCUCUCGCAAUUCUCGACCGAGUUCUUUCCAGCGCAUCGGGUCCGAUCCGAAAGAAGAGGAGGCGUACUUGAAGGACGAAGCCAAAGCCCAGGAGCUUGAGACGGAAAUGCUUAAGAAACUCAUGAAACUGGUCAUCCAGCUUGAAGCUGAAGCUAGGCAGAUGCUAUUAGAUAGUAUGGAGAAGGGCGUAGCGAGGAUGCUUCUGCGAGCCGACAGGAAUGUACAAGAACGCGACGUCAGAGCGGUGAGAGGGGAUGACGCCGAUAUGAUUGCCAUUUGGCGCGGCGUCGACAAGGAGAACGAAGAGAACCAUACAAGGUUCCCGUCAAUGUCAAAUUCCAUGGACUUGCUCUCCAAAGUCAGCAGAUACCGUAAUACAUUUGCGACAAUCUUAGUUCUCGGCUCCAUAUUGCAACGAUUGUCAGGAGACGAUCUGAAGCGUUUUGAACGAUGGCAGGAACAUCAAGUCGGAGAAGCUCCAGUCUCACCGACGGAUCGUUCACGCUCCUCUCCACGCUCGCCCCGGUACGGUCCCCUGGGCAGUUUGACAGACGAACCUGUGCGAGGAUCAUCAGAAGACGACGAGGGCAUUCGUGGCAGGCAACGGAGCAGUUUCUCAGGUUUGACCAAGUUGAUUUUCGAUCAACAUUCGAAGCAAUUGAGGAAGGCUUCGACGGAGGAGGGGAGCUUGAAGUUGAACAAACAUGCAGCGAAGAGAGCUUUUGCUGGCGAGUUUUGA